AACAAUACCUUGGCGGCGCCUGCGCGCUGCGUACGUCAGUUUUGCCAACUCUCGACGCGCGACGAUACGUAUCGCUCUCUCGACUAUACCUACUCGGUUCCGAAACCAGUGUCGUUUCUACUAUCUGAAAGUUUAAUACACAUAUUUUGAUCAGACACACCGUCAUGGAUAUCAUCGGAUAACUAGUGACUUUUUAAACGUGAUUUGUACGAUUUCCUUGAGUUCCUUGACGUUCAUGAGUAUUUGAAUAUUCUGUAGUUAUAAAAACUGCCGGGUAUAUUGGAUGUUAUCACUUUACUGCGUCAUGUAUCGAGGGGUGCACUGUAGUUAGCGGGUCUGGCAUGAGGCGCCGCGGCGUCCGUCGACCAUGAUGCUGGUCUACCUCGCUGCCACCGACUAGCCUUCACGCCGGCACCACUCUUUUACAACACCGGUUAAGAUGAGGCGGCAGGCUCGGAUAUCAACAGGCGGCGCGCUCGUCGUGCGCUCCGCCUCCGCCCUGCAAGUCUGGCUGUGGUUGCUAAUAUUUAUAUUCCAAAACGAGUUUGCGAUAUCUGGGUCCAUUAAGCCUGGGUACUUGGACUUCGAUAACCUCCCCGAGACGAAUUUCACAUGCGCGGGCAAAGUAAUCGGCGGCUACUACGCCGACCUCGAGACCUCCUGCCAAAUGUUCCACGUGUGCACAGUGGGCCAGCAAGACGAGCCCAUGGAUAUCAAGUUCCUUUGUCUCAAUGGCACAGUCUUCGACCAGGAGACAAGAGUAUGUGAGAGAGUAGACGAAGUAGAUUGUACAAAGUCUGAAAAAUUUUACAGUUUAAAUUUAGAAUUAUAUGGAAGCACUGCACCACCUAUAAUACAAACAGAUCAGAAAGCUCAAGCGCAAUCAACAGAUCAAUCUCAACAAAAAACUAAGCCUAACAUAGAACCAGAACCUGACCCCGCUAUAGAGGAAUCUCCUACUACAACAAUAGACUCUAAUAAAGCCCACAGUCACUCCUCAGAAAUCCCGGAUUCUACAGAAGAUCCAAAAGAGCAAGAUUUCAAAAGAGAUGAACCUCACCGUCAACAAAAUGUACCAACUCAUCAACCCAUACAAAUUCACGAACAAGAAGAACUUACGGAAGGUAAUUUCUAUGACUAUCAAGAAGAUGAAGAAAUUUCCGAAUACGAAGAUUACUCACAUUCUUCAACAUCAACAACCACUCCGUCCCCUACUACGACGGCAAAAAUAACAACCAGACCUACAACAACUAGCACAACGCCUAAACCCUCAACAACUACAGUGGCAUCAAGGCCAUCGUCACUACGACCAUCUCCAAUUACUAAUUUACUCUCAUCUACGCCUACUCUGUCUUCGUUGUCACCGCCCGCGUAUUCCUCAAUACCACCAUCAGUAACUGCAUUACCAACAUUAGAUCCAUCUCUACUUUCUCCACAAGAAUUUAUUUAUCGUCAUCGAGGCCCAGGAUCAGAGGCAAUAUCAUUUCAACGGCAAAGUUUUCGACCAGCCGACGGAGUUUAUAUUACGCAUGCGCCACCACAGCAGUUUGACCACUUUCAAUAUGAGUCGUCAAGAACUGCACCGCGUCCAGUAGGUCCACGACCCGUUCCAUUCGUCCAGCGACCACAACCAGCUCCUUUUCGCCCAACUACUUUGGAUCCAAGAGAUCAACUGUUACGUCCGGGACCAACCUUUCAACCUUCGGAAAGACAUGAGACUUCAAUAAAGCACCAACAUCCGUCUUCAUUACCACAGCAACGGCCAUUGCCUUUUAAUUCAUUUUAUUAUGAUCGAAAACGAAGUGAAGAUUCGGGUAAUGAAAAUGAAUCUUCUUUGUCACCGCGAUCAGUUGCACCUCCAAUUAUUACCGAGAAACCUCUAAAUAAACCAAAAAGUCCACCACGAGUUAUUGUUACCGCCAGUGCAUCUGUUAGUGAUAGUAAUGGAAAAAGACUUAAUUAUACAGUGGGUAAUGUUGUGAGCGCUGUGAAGCCCAUUGUGAAAAUAAACUACGAUGAUUAUAAAGAAUCAGAUUUACUAUUUGAUCCAUUCUUUUUAGAUGUGCCAAAAUUACAAAAGAAACGAAAGAAUAGAUCAUAUAGAAAUAAUAAAAAUGUGUUCACUAUGCCCGACGCAGCAACAACAACAGCAACUGAAUAUAAAACUGAAAAAAAAUCAACAAUCACAACUCCGCCGGUAACAUCUCGAGCAACGACGACUGCACGAUCGACGUCUGUCGCAAUCACCACGAUAACGAGUUUUACAACGACAACGACUGCAGCCUGGAAUCCGAACGAUUAUGUCGAUGAUAAUUACGAGCCCCAUGCUUAUGUCCCACCGGUGCCACCCCUUGCAAUACUGGUACCAGAUCGAAAUAAAUUGAAUAAAGAAGAAAGACAGUCAGUUAAUGAUUUAUUUGAAGAUAAGACUUUUUAUGGUGAAGUGCCCAAAGUUGGUGAUUUACAGCAAUCAAAGCCGACGGAGUCUGCAGUGCAGACAACCUCUAGUCAAAGUGCGGAAGUAGAUGCAGCGAUCCCCGCUGCGUCGCUGCCUCACCCGCCGCCCCUCGAGGCGCCCGCCUGUGCCUCCUCGCGCGCCACUGACUGUCGGACUCGUGUCUAAUAAUAGCUCGGUUUACAUUGACUAGAGGAGUUCUACUACUGCUGUUUGUUUAGCUACUCGGAAAACAAGACACAGUACCAAUAGCCCAGUUACCAUCUUUUCCCAUCUCUAUUUCAAAUUUCAAUUCACGACAUCUUAUUAUUUUCAAUAAUAUGGCUCCUUAUAUGGGUAAUUAUUAUUUUCAGUGUUACAACUAAACAAAAAUUAUAAAAAAAAAUAAGCAGUUUUGGAACUCCUCUAUUACGUUUACACGUAAAUAGAUAGUCUCAUAAUUUAGAUAGGUAGUGAAUUUUUAACAAUUUUCCACGCAAUAUUUGAAUUGUAAAACAUAUAUAGAAACUAUUCUUAUAUUGCGUGUAAUAUAUUAGUGUAUUUAUAUAGCGUAGCAAAUAAAUUACCAACUGUAAAUAUUUUUACUACGUGAAUGUGAGUUCUUUCAAAGUUUUGUUUUAAGUUUAGUAAUAUUUAUAGAAAAAAACAUUACUUGUAAAUACCAUAAAAUAUAUAUUACGUUGCUACAUA
Molecule: messenger RNA, 3145 nt
Organism: Plodia interpunctella (Indianmeal moth)
Lineage: Eukaryota; Metazoa; Arthropoda; Insecta; Lepidoptera; Pyralidae
Product: mucin-2-like
Exons: 7
Coding region: 440-2623 (727 amino acids)
Cellular component (GO): extracellular region
Molecular function (GO): chitin binding
Source: RefSeq, a predicted model, not a curated record